ACCAUGCUUCUUGUCCCAGCUGUUCUCCUCAUUGUCCUACUAUGUCUGGUCUGGACAAUAUGGUUGAAAGGAAAACCUAAGGACCAUCCACAUCUGCCACCAGGUCCUCAUCCAUUCCCAGUGGUUGGCAACAUUCUCCAAGUAAACCCUUGGGAGCUCUUACUCUCACUCCAACAGCUCCAGAAAAAAUAUGGUCCAAUAUUCACAGUAUAUUUUGGAUCUCGACCAACUGUGAUGCUUUGUGGAUAUGAUAUGGUAAAAAAGGCCUUAAUAGACAAUAGGGAUGCUUUCAGUGGAAGAGGGAGGAUGCCACUGUCUGAACAUGUGCUGAAGGGACACGGAAUCUUAGGCAGCAAUGGAGAGCGCUGGAAGCAAAUGAGACGCUUUGCACUUACCACUCUUAGAAACUUUGGGAUGGGAAAGAGGAGCAUAGAAGAGAGAAUCCAGGAGGAGGCUCAGUUUCUUGUGGAGGAAUUCAGCAAAACUGAAGGGGAAUUGUUUGACCCUACUUUUCUCCUCGGCUGUGCUGUAUCCAACAUCAUCUGUUCUAUUGUUUUUGGCAAGAGAUUUAGUUAUAAAGAUGAACAUUUUCUGUCUCUCCUCAAGAAUAUCACUGGGACUCUUCGAUUCAUGAAUUCUGUAUGGGGUAUAAUUUUCUUUUACUUCCAUGGGCUUCUGCGACAUAUUCCUGGUCCUCACCAGAAAGGUAUUCAGCAUCUAGUUGACACCAAAGCAUUUAUUCAAGAAAGGGUGAAUGAGAGUAUGAGCACACUUAACCCUGACUCUACACGUCACUUUAUUGACUGCUUUCUGGUUAAGAUGCAACAGGAUCAACAAAAUCCAGCAUCAGAAUUCCAUAAUAAGAAUCUUGUAGGAUCCUCCCUGAACUUGUUCUUUGCCGGGACAGAAACUACCAGUACCACCCUUCGAUAUGGCUUCCUCACUCUACUAAAAUAUCCUCAAAUUCAAGCAAAAAUCCAGGAUGAAAUUGACCAUGUGAUAGGUGAUCGUUGCCCAUCAGCAGAAGAUCGAACCAAGAUGCCCUACACUGAAGCUGUAAUCUAUGAGAUCCAGAGAUUCAGUGAUAUUGUUCCCACAGGGGUUCCCCACUGUACAACUAAGGAUGUCUCAUUUGGAGGUUACACUAUCCCCAAGGGCACAGAUGUGUUCCCACUAUUGACCACUGUACUGAAGGAUCCUGAACAGUUUCCAGAGCCAGAGCUCUUCGCUCCGGAUCGGUUCCUGGACGAUAAGGGAGCAAUAAAGAAACAUUCAGCUUUCUUGCCGUUCUCUGCAGGAAGACGAGUAUGUCCGGGAGAAGGCUUAGCUCGUAUGGAACUCUUCAUAUUCCUGACCACACUCCUACAGAAGUUUACCCUGACCACAGUGGUGCCUACAGAUGACAUAGACUUACGUCCUGAGUUUAGCAGUACAGGCCACCUGCCCCAUUACUACAAGAUGUCUGCAGUUCCUCGUCAUUAACAUUUUACCACUGUUAUGACCAAUUCACAACCAUUCAUAUAGCAACUACCUGUUUUACACUAAUAUUUUUAUAUGGGCUUAAUUAGAAUAACUUUACUAUACUUAUUGCAGGAGAUUUUUGUAAUAUAAAUUAUCAGAAUAUUCUAUUAGCUGUUAUCAACCUUUUGUACAUGACAAUAAAAGAAAGAAAAACAA
Molecule: messenger RNA, 1677 nt
Organism: Bufo gargarizans (Asiatic toad)
Lineage: Eukaryota; Metazoa; Chordata; Amphibia; Anura; Bufonidae
Product: cytochrome P450 2B11-like
Exons: 9
Coding region: 4-1482 (492 amino acids)
Biological process (GO): xenobiotic metabolic process
Cellular component (GO): intracellular membrane-bounded organelle; cytoplasm
Molecular function (GO): heme binding; oxidoreductase activity, acting on paired donors, with incorporation or reduction of molecular oxygen, reduced flavin or flavoprotein as one donor, and incorporation of one atom of oxygen; iron ion binding
Source: RefSeq, a predicted model, not a curated record